GCGGCGGCUCAUGCUGCCCACCGUGGGCUGAGGCGGCCGCAGACGGGCGGCAGGCGCGGCGGCCGGGCAAGCCGAGGGCGCAGCCAAGCCGCGCGCACCGCGCACGGCGGCCGGGGCUCCGCGCAAUGGGCCGAGCUGGAGGCGGGGGCCCUAGUUGGGGGCCGCCGCCAGCGCUGCUGCUUCUGGGGGCCACGCUCGUCCUCACCGCUGGGGCCGUGCCGGCACGUGAAGCAGGCAGCGCGAUCGAGGCUGAAGAGCUGGUGAGGAGCGGCCUUGCAUGGGAGCCGCGUGCCAAUGACACUCGGGAGGAAGCCGGCCUGCCCGCUGAUGGGGAAGAUGAGACCUCGUGGAGAGCGCCGGGCAGUGAGCUGGCUGCCUUGGGCCCUGGGGUAGGGCCAGAGGAGGCACUAGAGGCAUCGGCUGCAGUGACUGGCACUGCUUGGCUGGAGGCAGAUAGCCCAGGCCUGGGUGGAGUGACCGCAGAGACUGGUAGUGGCGACGCCCAGACCCUCCCAGCUACUCUCCAGGCUCCUGAUGAGGCCCAUGGGUCGUCUACAAUGCCCCCUGCCAUCCCUGAGGCUACUGAAGCCGGUGGACCUCCCUCGCCCACUACUCAUGAUAAGCCUAGCCCAGGCUCAGAACUCCCUGAGAGCCCCUUGGAGGUUUGGCUGAACCUGGGAGGUAGCACACCCGACCCUCAAGGGCCGGAACCCACUUAUCCCCUUCCAGGCACUCUAGAGACCCAACCGGCCUCAGAUAUAAUUGACAUCGACUACUUUGAAGGACUGGAUAGUGAGGGUCACGGUACAGACAUGGGCAGCUUCCCAGGCGCACCAGGAGCCUCAGAGAAUCACCCCGAUGCUGAAGGAGAGACCCCUUCCUGGAGCCUGCUUGACUUGUAUGAUGACUUCACCCCCUUUGAUGAGUCGGAUUUCUACCCCACCACAUCCUUCUACGAUGAUUUGGAAGAGGACGAGGAGGAGGAGGAGGAGAAGGAUGCCGUGGGGGGUGGAGACCUGGAAGACGAGAAUGACCUUCUCCUGCCCUCUCAAAAGCCUGGUGUGGGGCCUGGGGCAGGACAGCCCACCAGUCGGUGGCAUGCUGUCCCCCCACAGCAUACUCUGGGGGUAGUCCCUGGCAGCAGCAUCUCCCUCAGGCCCCGCCCAGGAGAUCCAGGCAGGGACCUGGCCUCAGGUGAAAACGACACAGUGUGUCGAGUUGGCUUUGUCAGGCACAAUGGCUCCUGCCGGUCCUUGUGUGACCUCUUCCCAAGUUACUGUCACAACGGCGGCCAGUGCUACCUGGUGGAGAACAUAGGGGCUUUUUGCAGGUGUAACACUCAGGACUACAUCUGGCACAAGGGGAUGCGCUGUGAGUCCAUCAUCACCGACUUCCAGGUGAUGUGCGUGGCCGUGGGCUCCGCUGCGCUCGUGCUGCUCCUGCUGUUCAUGAUGACCGUGUUCUUCGCCAAGAAGCUCUACCUGCUCAAGACUGAGAACACCAAGCUGCGCAGGACCAACAAAUUCCGGACCCCAUCUGAACUCCACAACGAUAACUUCUCCCUCUCCACCAUUGCUGAGGGCUCUCAUCCAAAUGUAAGGAAACUUUGCGACACCCCCUGUGUCUCCUCCCCCCAUGCCCGUGCCUUGGCUCACUAUAACAUUGUCUGUCAGGAUGACCCCAGUGCUCCCCACAAAAUCCAGGAAGUUCUCAAGUCCUGUCUGAAAGAAGAAGAGUCCUUUAACAUCCAGAACUCCAUGUCACCCAAACUCGAGGGCGGCAAAGGUGACCAAGCUGACUUGGAGGUGAACUGUCUCCAGAAUAACCUGACCUGAAACAGAAAGAGAAGCCAGGAAAGGGGGUGGGGGAGGGAAGGACGCUGUCUCCUCUUGUACAGUUGGCUUCUCGUAACCAUUUGUUAAGCUUUUCUUUUUCUGAUCUCAUGGCAUGCUCCGAUGUGUUUUGUAGGAGGGGAAAACACUUAAAAUAAGCAAAGAAACCGAGCAGGAUUGCAUAUAUUGGAUCGUUUUGUCUGUGCUGUCUGUGCAUUGCUUCUGCAGCUGGGAUUUCUAAACCUCUGCUGUUAUUCAACUGACUUUUUUUUUGUACUUUGACCCACCUUUUUUUGGAAUACCACUUAAAAAACAAGGUUCUUGAAAUAAAACUUUUUAAAAAGCUG
Molecule: messenger RNA, 2179 nt
Organism: Mesocricetus auratus (golden hamster)
Lineage: Eukaryota; Metazoa; Chordata; Mammalia; Rodentia; Cricetidae
Gene: Cspg5
Product: chondroitin sulfate proteoglycan 5
Exons: 5
Coding region: 126-1835 (569 amino acids)
Biological process (GO): nervous system development
Source: RefSeq, a predicted model, not a curated record